Cucurbita maxima (winter squash) is the source of this 911-nucleotide messenger RNA. RefSeq lists its product as uncharacterized. The transcript has 2 exons. Bases 181 to 654 code for a protein of 157 amino acids. Lineage: Eukaryota; Viridiplantae; Streptophyta; Magnoliopsida; Cucurbitales; Cucurbitaceae. The record is from RefSeq and is a predicted model, not a curated record.
CCUAUCCAACCGAUGUGGGAUCUAACGACGAUAGUUGAUUAGUGACACAACAACGAGCACCUAACAAUGAUAUAAAAUCAAUUUAAAAUUUGUUACCACAACUUGUGAGGUCAAAAUAGUCAAAUUACUAAAAUGAUUUUUUUUUUUUUUUCAUUUUAAUUUCGCAUAAAAGUUAUCCAAAUGCACACAGCGAAUAGAAACCCCAAAAUGGCUUGGCAGAGUCUCUAUCUUCCUCCGCCGGUGAAAUCCGUUUUCUCGAUGAAUUGCAUUACCUCCGCCAUUGAGUUGCCUGUUCUCCGAUCGCAUUUCAAGCCAAAUCGCCGGCAACGGAAGCAGAACAACUCACAAUCUCAGCCACCGAUUUACAUUUCUCCACAAAGCAACCGAUUCGCUUCACUAACAGCCAACGCAAUUCCAAACUCUCUAGUUCUCGCAAACACUAUUCCUCCGUCGCAGUCCGGCGACGUAUCGGUCCUCCUCCAGACAAGCGGCGUGCUUCUGAUCGUGUAUUUGAUAGCGAAUUUCAUUGUGCCGGAGUUCAUUAUGAAAUCGUACAGUACCGAUGAGAGCGAGGGGAAAGCAUUGAUGGAAGACGAAGAAAUAGGCGCCAGUGAAAGGAGGAAGAAACAAGGUUUUGGCGGUAACAAGAGAUAGCGAAAAUUGAAGGUAAAGCCAUUGAACUUUUUUCGUGUUCUGUACAGAAAUUGCAAUUUUCUUUGCUUUUUUUCGGUGCUUUUGUGUGGUGAAGGUGAAUUCAGGAUUGUGUUGCUUAGAAUAGAGAUUGGGAAUCGGAUUCUCUGUGAUUUUCUUUUGCCAUUUCAUUGAAAAAGGAAAUUCUUGUUGUUUGUUUGAAAAUAUUGUAAGAUUACUUGUGAGAAAUGGAAUCUGGUAAUGAAUGGAGUUUUAGAUUA